Culicoides brevitarsis is the source of this 1247-nucleotide messenger RNA. RefSeq names its product ras-related protein Rab-1A (gene RabX6). The transcript has 3 exons. Lineage: Eukaryota; Metazoa; Arthropoda; Insecta; Diptera; Ceratopogonidae. The coding region runs from base 265 to 891 and encodes 208 amino acids. Gene Ontology annotation, molecular function: GTP binding; GTPase activity. The record is from RefSeq and is a predicted model, not a curated record.
AAAUUGGUGCAUCCUGUCUUGAAAGAUAUUGAAAUUAAGAAAAAUAUUGAAAAUUACGUGUUUUUCAAGUUUUUUGAAUAAAAAAAUAGUAGAAAAUGAAAAUUAUCUUGCCGCUGGUACUCAGGACUGUCACCAAUUGAGCACUAAACCAAAAGAAUAGGAUCAAAAAGAAGCCAGACGGUUUUCAUAAUUUUAAAGGAAUAAAAACAAAGGGAUUAGUUGCGUAUUAAUUAAUCCAAAGAAGAUCCACAAAAUACUUUAGUCAUGGCCAGUGUUCGUAUUCCAGAGCAAAAAAUCAUUUUGUGCGGCGAAUAUGGCGUUGGCAAAUCAUCAAUUUUUCGUCGUUUCGCCACAAAUACAUUCACAACAGCCACGGACAGGGCUUCCACCUUGGGCUUGGACCACUUUGACAAAACAUUUACAGCCAACGAGCGUGACAUCAAGCUACAGCUUUGGGAUACGGGCGGCAUGGAACGGAUUGCUAGUGUGACUUCCAGUUAUUACAAGUUUGCCGAAGCUGCAAUCUUGGUGUUUGCUUUAGACAACGAGUCGUCAUUUCAUUCGCUCAGCCAACACAUGCUUGAGUGCGUGACCUACGCGGAAAAUGCGAAAAUUUGGCUAGUUGGAAACAAGUGUGAUCUCGAGAGUGACAAUGCCGAAGUGACUGACAGUGACAUUUCGAUGUUUUGCGAGCAGUGUCACGGAUUGAUUUCGGGCGUAUUUAAGAUUUCUUGUAAAACUGGCGAAGGAAUCGACGAGAUGUUUGAACACAUUGCUGCCACUUUAGUCGAAGCAAAUCGCUCAAGAAUCGAACUUCAGGCACUCGAGCAACAUGGAUUCAAGGUUGACGAAUAUCCUGAAGACAAUAUCGAGUCAGGAUGUCUGUGCUAGCACUCGUUUUUGUAAUUUUUGUGUUUGUUAGCAUUUUUUAAAGUAUUACGAUUGAGUUUUUGUUUGUUUUUUUUACCUAAUCUUUACUGAUAUAUUAAUCUUUUAAUUCACGAAUUGUUAAAAAAAAUUGAAUUAUAUUAUUUAUUUGAGAUUUUUUUUUUAUUAUUAUUGUUUUUUAAAAGUGUUAGAGAGGAAGAAAGAGGCCUUGAGUUUUUGAUUUGUCAAAAUUUACAUCAUAAAAAAAUAAUCCAUGACAAACGUCCGAAAAGUUUUAUACAUCACACAUUUGUAACCAAAAAUGUAUUACAUAGUAACAAAGAACUAUUUCAUAAAAUAAAGUUCGUAUUAACAUUGAA